AUGAUUCCUGGUGCUGUCAAGAAGCAGCUGAAAUCAAAACGGCAGGAAUCACGUGGAUGCGACUCAAACGGUUCCGAGAAUGUAACUCAAUGCCUUGAGAGUAAGGAAACCGGAAAUGGAUACGAUAGCUACUUACCACAUGAACCGGGAGCACCGUACAAUAUCUACUUGGAUGUGUUCAAAUACGGCAUGAAGCAGGGACCUGACUGUAUGUUGGGUAACGCCUACAACUACAUGCCGUGGUUGUUCCCGAAUGGAUCCCUCACAAUAAGGAAUGAAAGCGUUGCAUUGGAUUUGUCCAAUCUGAAGCUCCGUGAUCAUGGGCUGGUUUCGAUGAUUGACAGCUUGGAAGCGCUGGUUGUUUACAGUAACAUACGCUAUCUGGCGCUUGGAUUCAACCAUCUCACCCUACUUCCCAUGAGUACAUUGAAGCGCUUUCCUAAUCUCGAGUAUCUAUCGUUAAUGGAAAAUCCACUGGAGGACUUUACACUGCAGCUUGUGGAACGCCCCAAGCUUCCCCAUCUGCCAGCACUUGUUUCGCUCGAUAUGCGCUACUGCCAGUUGCGAAGUUUUCCGCCGGAUUUCUUUCACGAUGUUCCCAAGCUACAGUACCUAUUCUUGGCUCACAACUAUAUCUCGAAAUUACCGGCACCACUGUUCAAUCGAUUGCAUAAAUUGAUUCACCUCGAUCUGUCCCACAUGAACAACACCAAUCGAGAGGAGGAAUUAAGAGAGGAAAACCCGUUUAUGAAGUUGAUAGCCGGUAUGGAUAUGGAUCCGAAUGUAUUUGAACCGUUGGAGAAGCUGCGAUUCCUGGAUUUGUCAUUUACUAAGCUGGAACUGAAAGCCUUUAUAGCGUUGAGUUCACUGGGGACUCGCCUACAGUAUGCAAGUUAUUGCUAUCUGCAGUUGCCGACGUUGCUCGAUCAUAUGUUUUUGAUGAGAAGCAUCAAGAUGCUGGAUCUUUCCGGAUACAUCGGAGGUGGUAGAACCCUAAAUAAAGAUAGUUUUUCAUUGCUAAGAGAUAGCUUGGAAGUGUUAUAUUUCAAGGAUUCCGACAUUCAUCGGUUGGAUUGGUUGGAUGGAUUACACAAACUCAAGGUGUUGAAUUUAAGAGGAAAUUUAGUGGGAUCACUUCAUGAUGCUCCGCUCAGCAAUUUAACAAGCUUGGAAGUUCUGGACAUGAAUGUGAAUCUCAUACAGUCUUGGUCCGAUCGUAUUUUUUCACACAAUUCAAAAUUGAGGGUGGUGAAUCUGCGGAAUAACAACUUAAUGGCGACAACCAGCAGCAUGCUGAGAGAUUUCGAAGGAUUAAAAUAUUUGGCACUUGGCGGAAACGCCCUAAAAUGUAGCUGUAACUAUGUGUAUCUCAUGCGGGUGGCAACUGGGAAUACGUCCAUACUGCUGUUAGAGAGUAAUACUACCCGGGAAAGUAAUUCUACUUAUCCGGUUGAGUAUGCGGUUACACAUGUGAACUUAUUCGAUUAUGAAGACGAGACAUACCGUUGCAUGGAUUAUACAAAUAAACUUCAGGUUAACCCACUCGAGUUGGCAGUAUGUGCACGAGAAGAUGAGGACAAGUACAUUGAUGCCGGUGAAGAAUCACUAGAAACGUUGGAGGAUAUAAUUGAUGAUUAUAUUGCCAUUUACAUUGCUGCUAGCUUUUUGUUUGUGCUGUUUAUGGGAAUUUCGUUUUUAAUCUACUGGUAUUGGUUUUACAUAAAAUAUUUUUGUGUAAUGUUUAAAAAUUCUGCGAUACUGAGUUUUUUCAAUGAUGAUCAAUUAUAUUUGGAUAAAAGUUCGCUCGUCGAAGAAUCGAUGUAUCACUAUGAUGUGUUCGUGAGCUACAGCGAAAACGACAGAUUUUGGGUGUUAGACAGAAUGUUACCAAUGCUGGAGCAGGACAGUUCUAUAUCAGUCUGUUUGCAUGAGAGGGAUUUCGAGGUAGGAUACAGUAUUUUGGAAAACAUCAUUUCUUGCAUGGAUCGAUCACGAUGCUUAAUGUUGAUAGUUUCGGAGAGUUUUCUUCAAAGCCGGUGGUGUCAGUUUGAAAUGCAUUUAGCACAACAUCGUUUGCUGGAAACCCGGCGCGACGAACUGAUACUGGUGCUUUUGGAAGACAUCCCUAAGCGAAAGUGCCCGAAAACGCUUAACUACCUGAUGAAAACCAAAACGUACAUCAAGUGGCCGCGAGAGCGAGCGCAAGAGCAAGAGCUUUUCUGGAAGCGCUUGCGCAGAGCUUUGAUGAUAUCGAAGCGUUAG
Messenger RNA from Sabethes cyaneus, 2262 nucleotides. RefSeq names its product toll-like receptor 13. The coding region runs from base 1 to 2262 and encodes 753 amino acids. Gene Ontology annotation, molecular function: transmembrane signaling receptor activity; protein binding. The record is from RefSeq and is a predicted model, not a curated record. NCBI's taxonomy places the organism in Eukaryota, Metazoa, Arthropoda, Insecta, Diptera, Culicidae. Gene Ontology annotation, cellular component: membrane. The transcript is spliced from 6 exons. Gene Ontology annotation, biological process: immune response; toll-like receptor signaling pathway.